GAAGAACACCGAUGCGCCGACUAUAUCGCUUCAUAUUGUGUCUUUUUGGCCUGGUGGGGAUAUUACACUUGUUCCGCGCCCUAAGCAGAUUCCGUGUAUUGCGGCUGGACCCGAUUCCGUUUGCUCCACAGUAUGACGCAAUCUACCUCGCAGGACGGAAAACAAACCAUCUGGAACCUAUCGAACUGUUCACAGUGAUCAACGGCGCCUGUGCAGCCAACCGUGCGGUGGUCUCUCUAAAAAGCAUGCUUUAUUUCCAAGGUCGAUACAAAACGGCUUCAAAACGCUGUCCAUCAACUGUGAACCGACCGCCCGGUAUUGUUUGUCGAAACCAGUCUGUUGAGCCGUACAGACCUGUUCGACUUCAUUGGGUGGCGGAUGUUGCAGCGAGGGAUCGCAUUAUCUACAUAUUCGAUGAAUGGCAUCCUUCGGAUGUGCAUAUAUAUUUGUAUAACUAUGAACGAUUUGUGGUUAGAAUGAGAAUCCGCGCGGACUUCGUGGAUCCAGAAAGCCGAACAGGUGGAGGAUGCCGGAAGCUCUGGGAGUGCGUGCGUCAGCUGUUCCAGUUGAUACGCACAACAGGCCCUGCGAGUUAUGUCGGUGCAAUCCCAAUAAAACACUACGCCGGGGUACCUGCCAUGUACAAAAUACUCGUCCCCUAUAUUCUUCCAGAAGAGGUGACCAAAGUCAUUGUUCUGGACUCUGACGUGCUAUUCAACCACAACGUUCUCGAUUUGUGGAAGGAGUUCGGACUUUUCAAGCCACAACAGGUGAGGGUUUCUGGUCUUCCUAUCCUACUGGGUUCGAAAUCGCACUGGACCCAACUCACCCACUUGAACAACAGUCAGUCACGACCGGCCAAAUUAUUAUCAGUCAAACAAGUAUUCGGUGCGGCUUGUGAACAGAUAACGUAUUGUCCACAUUCAUGCUCAGGUGACGAUACAAAUAUUCCGAAAGUAUUGAAUGAAAUAAUGCGACGGAAUAUCACGCUGUACUAUCCACUGAGGUGCGAAUGGAACGUCCAGCUCUUCAAAGCCGAUGGAAUGCAGUGUUGUCCUAUACAAUGGGUCGAUCGGUUGCCUCAUGAAACGCAUUGCAUAAACCCCUUGAGAAACGCCAAUUCAAGAGAACCAGCGCGUUUAGUUCACUACAACAUCCAAAGGAAGCCUGAAGGUUGUGGACAGUACGCACCCUCUUCCAUGGAUUUUCAAGCCGGAUUAGCAGAAAUGUCACUUGAACAAAUUCGACAUCGAUAUUUUCAAGUUCAUCACAAGUUUCGGACUAUGCCGACCGAAUGCUUUGAGAUUCCUUGA
Molecule: messenger RNA, 1313 nt
Organism: Opisthorchis viverrini
Lineage: Eukaryota; Metazoa; Platyhelminthes; Trematoda; Opisthorchiida; Opisthorchiidae
Exons: 8
Coding region: 12-1313 (433 amino acids)
Biological process (GO): protein O-linked glycosylation via mannose
Molecular function (GO): glucuronosyltransferase activity; xylosyltransferase activity
Source: RefSeq, a predicted model, not a curated record